GGGGCAGGCCGGGAGGUGACUUGCACCAUGGCUGCCGCGCCGCCGCUGCGGGACCGCCUGAGCUUCCUGCACCGGCUCCCAAUUCUCCUGAAGGGCACCUCGGAUGAUGAUGUCCCGUGUCCAGGCUACCUGUUUGAAGAGAUUGCUAAAAUCUCCCAUGAGUCCCUGGGCAGCAGCCAGUGUCUACUGGAAUACCUCCUGAACCGCCUGGACAGCAGCUCUGGCCACGUCAAGCUCAAGGUGCUGAAGAUCUUGCUCUACCUGUGCAGCCACGGUUCCUCCUCCUUCCUGCUGAUCCUCAAACGCAACUCUGCCCUCAUCCAGGAAGCCACAGUUUUUGCAGGGCCCCCGGAUCCUCUCCACGGGAACAGUUUGUACCAGAAGGUGCGGGCAGCUGCCCAGGACCUGGGCAGCACCUUGUUCUCUGACGCCAUGUUGCCGCUGCCUCCCUCCCAGCCUCCCCGGGGCCUGGCUCCAGCAGGCAUGGGCUCCCAGUCCAGGCCUCAGGGCACCCUCCAGGGUUUUGGCUACAGCAAAGAGCAAGCCCAGGCAGGCUCUGCCAGCGAGGCCCUCUUUUCCACCAUCCAGAAGGCUGCAGAGGUGGUGGCUAAUGCCGUGCGCCCUGGAGCCCAGAAACCCCCACCCUGGGGAGACACCUACCAGCCUGCCGUGACUCCUGCAGUCAGCCAUGGCCUGCCCACCCCUGGGAACCAGCUCCCUGGAGCCCUCCCAGGUGUCCGAGCCACCAGACACCAGCCUGGGCAGGCCGGAGGGGGCUGGGAUGAGCUGGACAGCAGCCCCAGCUCCCAGAACUCCUCCCAGAACAGUGACCUGAGCAGGGCCUCAGACUUGGGCAGUAGGUCUGGUAGUGACAGCCAGUCAGGGGCCAGCCGGGAGCCAGGCGACCUGGCAGAAAGGGCGGAGGCUGUGGCCGCCAGUGACUGCCAGCAAGAGCUAAGCCUGGUGAGGACCUUGGUGCAAGGGCCACGCACCUUCCUGAGCCGGGAGGAGGCCCAGCACUUCCUCAAAGAGUGCGGGCUGCUCAACUGUGAGGCCGUGCUGGAGCUGCUCCUCCACCGCCUGGACGGGGCUGGUGAGCACCAGCAGAUGAGGGCCCUGAGUGCCAUCGCCUCCCUCGGCUGUGCUGACCUCCUUCCCCUGGAGCACGUCCUCCUCCUCUCCCAGUCAAGGUUGCAGCAACUCAGCAGGGGAAACCCUGGACCUGUGACCAGCAAGGCCACCAAGAUCCUGAGGCACCUGGAGGCCUCCUGUGGACAGCAGCCCCCUGCUCCCAGGUCCUGCACUGAGCCUGGCCCCGCAGCGACCCUUGCAGGCCCAUCGGACUUGCUGACUGGCCUCUCGCCUCCCCCUGGGGGCCAGGCCUUCCUCCAGCCGCUGAGCUCCACCCCAGCCUUGCCUAGGAGCCCUGUGCCCUCCCCACCCCUGGACUCCUGUCCCCUCCCAAUCCCUGGAGACACCAAUGAGGCUGAAACUUCUCUGGCAGUGUCUAGAGAGCGGGGCCCAGACACCCCAAAAAGAGGCCCUAGUCGCUGUCGUGGCUCCUUGUUUGCUGGCAUGGAGCUGGUGGCCUGCCCCCACCUGGGUGGCACCAGGGCUUCUAUAGAGGCGCCCCACCCAGCCCAGCCUCCCCAGGCACAGGCCCAGAAGGCAAUGGUUGCCGAGCCUGUGGGCUCCGAGCCCUCAGCUUUCCCGUUCUUAAAUGUGUGACCAGGUGGACCUGGCAUCUGGUUUCCUUGUUCUCAGCUGGUGGCUCCCAGGACCCUGUGGCCUCCUGCCCGUCAAGGCAUGGUUCUCCUAGGGGUCUGCUGGCAGUUUCCUUGCACCUUUCUGGCCUCUCACCCUCACCCACUGGGGCCUUGGUGUGGACAGCCACUAAUGGAGCCUGUGCGGCACCUCUACAUGCCCCAGACCGGCCAGGACAGGGCGCACGUGCUGAAGAGCAGGUUUAUCUGGUGCCCCCACCAGUCAUCUGUGACGCCUGCCCUCCAGGCCAGUUCCCCAGCCAUGCCCCUGCAGGAUAGGACCCACACAUGCCUUCUCAAGGGUCUGGGUGGCUGGGGGCCACCUGUCGUCUUGGGGUUUUGGCCAGUGCAUCUGCAAACUAAUGCUUCCUGAAGGCUACUGGCCAGUCUCCAGGCAACCUGACCAGAGAAGAGUACCCCAGGGCUGUCUCAGUCUUGUCCAUCUGCCUCCUUGACUGGAUGCUGGCUACUUGGGCUUGAAUUCCUGUAGUGGCAGACAGGGUUUCAGGUGCUGGCCUUGGGGUCCAGGAGCAGCCGUGCCUUCAGAGUCGAGGGUUGGACUUGGGAGCAACAGCUUGGUUCUUACUUUGUUUUGGUCCCGACCUCAGAUCCUUCUCAGAAAGGCCACAGUGGCCAGAGCCCACUGCCUUGUGGGGUUGGGUGCUGGUGAGGCUGGUGUGGUGCCCAUGGGUGCAGCAGGCCUGGUUCCUGGGUGCCCUGCCCCGGCCUCGUGCUGCUCCCCUUGGCCCCAGCUGCCUCCUGCAGACUGCAUGGGAGAGAUGGAGUGCUCCUGCCCACCCAUCCCACGAGAGCUGCCAGAGUGCUGGGGUCUACACUCUGAAUAAAAACACUACUGUUAUAUGCAGUUGAGCCACUUUUUCCCCCUUUCUUCUGCAUGUGUACAUUUUAAUGAAGACACCAUUAGUAAGAA
Messenger RNA from Marmota flaviventris (yellow-bellied marmot), 2694 nucleotides. It is a transcript of the gene Tepsin, whose product is annotated as TEPSIN adaptor related protein complex 4 accessory protein. Lineage: Eukaryota; Metazoa; Chordata; Mammalia; Rodentia; Sciuridae. The record is from RefSeq and is a predicted model, not a curated record. Gene Ontology annotation, cellular component: trans-Golgi network membrane.